Molecule: messenger RNA, 897 nt
Organism: Penicillium malachiteum
Lineage: Eukaryota; Fungi; Ascomycota; Eurotiomycetes; Eurotiales; Aspergillaceae
Product: SDR family NAD(P)-dependent oxidoreductase
Exons: 4
Coding region: 1-897 (298 amino acids)
Molecular function (GO): oxidoreductase activity, acting on the CH-OH group of donors, NAD or NADP as acceptor
Source: RefSeq, a predicted model, not a curated record
AUGGCACCUUCCGAUCGUCUCAAUCAGGUGAACAAGCACCUCAACUACCCAGCCGGUCUUCUUGCUGGUCAAGUGGCCAUCAUCACUGGUGCAGGUCAAGGUAUCGGCGCCGAGGCCGCUCGGCUUUUUGCCAAUGAAGGUGCAAAGGUGAUAGUUGCAGAUAUCGAUGCUAAAAAGGCCAACGCGGUCGCCGACGCCAUCAAUGCUGCCGAGCCGAACCGCGCCCUGGCAGUCGUCGGCGAUGUACUCGACAACGACUACAUCAAGGAGCUUGUGAAGCGCGCAGCCGAAUUCGGUGGUGGCAAAAUUCAUAUUAUUGUUAACAAUGCCGGUUUCACCUGGGACGGUGUAAUUCACAAGAUGACCGAUAAGCAAUGGGAUACCAUGCUUGCAGUGCACAACACUGCGCCCUUCCGGCUGGUGCGAGAGGCCGCACCGUAUUUCCGGGUCAAGGACCAGGAGCCGCGGGUUGUUAUCAAUAUCAGCAGCACGAGCGGAAUCCACGGUAAUGCCGGCCAAGCCAAUUAUGCAGUUGCCAAAGCCGGCGUCGUCGGUCUUACUCGUACAAUUGCCAAAGAAUGGGGUCCAGCCUUUGGUGUGCGCUCCAAUACUAUCGCCUUUGGCUUUGUAACAACCCGUCUUACAGCCGCCAAGGAAGAAGGUGCUUUUAUCACCACUCCUGAUGGUACUAAGGUCGCGCUGGGUAUUCCUGGUAAACAACUUGCUGGCAAGAAGGGCACGGAUGAUCAGGCUAAGACCGAGAGUUAUCCGGAUAUCCCACUGCGGAGACCUGCAAGCCCUGAAGAAGCGGCACGGUCGAUUCUCGGAGUGGCUAGUCCAUACUUCUCCUAUGUUAAUGGAGAGACUAUUCGGGUCACUGGUGGACGGAACAUGUAA